AUGAACGCGCACAAGGAAUCGAAGCAGGCGCGUAUAAUCAACGCCAUGCUCCCCCCGCCCAGAACGGGCAACGCCGCCACUCGCCGGCCCGCCACCCCCCCUCAGCCCGAAAUCAUCGACCUGAUCAGCUCCGACGAAGAAGACGAAGCGCAGCCGGCUCCUACAGCUCAAGCGCGCACCGCCCCGCUCCGCACAACGUCCGCGCCCUCCGCGCUCCCCCUCGCCUCCACCCAACCCACACGCACAGUCCCAGUCCCCCCGCCCGCCGUGCUCCCGCUGAACCGCACCUACUCCCAGCCCGCCGGCCCCUCCACGCGCUCAGAAGCUCUAGGUCAAGAACGCUACUCUCUCCGGCGCACGCGUAAACCACUCGAGCAGGAGGAGAGGAGAGCGAGGCGCAGGCCUACGCGGGCCGAGCUCGAGAGGGCCUGGUCCGACGCCGCGGCGAGGGAGGGCGCGCGCGGGAUUAGGAUCGUCAAUGAGGUCGACGACGAGGAUAUUCCCAAUGUACCGGACGACUUUGAGUGGCUGGAGCGAAAGUACCAGUACCCGGGCGACUACGAAUCGCACGAGUCCGACCGCCGCCAGCCGUGUACGUGCUUCGGGCCGUGCAGCGCGCUGUCCCGCUGCGACUGCUUCGAUCUGUCGGACCUGGGCCCGUUCGGGCAGAGCGUGGCCGCGUAUACGAAGAGCGGAUACCUCCAGGACGGCCUCGCAUCGUCGCCCCUCCCGUUCCUCGUACACGAAUGCACCGACCGCUGCAGCUGCGCGCCGCACUGCCGCAACCGCCUCGCCCAAUCCCCGCGCGACGUCCCGCUCGAGAUCUUCAAGACGGCCGCGUGCGGCUGGGGCGUGCGCGCGCCGGUCGAUCUGCCGGGGGGCAAGGUGCUGGGCAUAUACACCGGGGACCUCUCACGACGCGACGAAUCCGACGACGAAGAAGACUACGACGGCCACUCCUCGCGCGACCCGUCCUCCGACGGCGCCGACACGUUCGACGGCGAGGGGAGCGGCGACAGCGACAGCGACGCCGAGCCCCGCGCAAAGCCGCCGAAGAAACAAAGGUUGUCGCGAAGCGAGGAGAAGCAGCUGCGCGAGAGCUACGAGUUUUUCCUGGACUGGGACGACGCGAGCACGUGGCUUGUGGGCGCGUAUCAGCGCGGCAACUGGACGCGGUUUAUUAACCACUGCUGCGAGCCGAACCUCCGCGUCUACAGCAUGACGUGCGAAACCGAUCCCAAAGCCACCCACCUGCCCUCCUACCUCGUCUUCGCGACCAAAACCCCCAUCCCGGCCGGCCGCGAGCUCACGUUCGACUACGACCCGCGCUACGCCGACCAGGAGGCCGUCAGCGUUCCGCGGAAGAAGCGGGCGAUGAUGCGCGAGGGGUGCCGGUGUGGGGCGGGGGCGCGGUGUCGGGGGUUUAUGCGGCUGCCUGUGUGA
Peniophora sp. CBMAI 1063 is the source of this 1443-nucleotide messenger RNA. Lineage: Eukaryota; Fungi; Basidiomycota; Agaricomycetes; Russulales; Peniophoraceae. The record is from the annotation of a GenBank genome assembly.